CUCACACGGCUUUUUGGUGCUUAUGUGAGACAUACGAAAAGACAUCCCAGCAUUCCAAAUUUAGUCAACCCAGCAGACCAGUUAAUAGGUGAAAUCUCUUGUCGAUCGUCAAUAGUCUUCGUAAAAUGCAUCAACUUGAAGGUUACCCAACAUACUCAAAACCCCACAAGUGCCGGGCUGUGAUUUCUCUGGGCGUAAGACGGCAAUUCCCACUUCGGAUAGAUCUUCAUCGGUUCCGUCACCCCUGAUUGGUUGCUUCGUUCUCAGCUGCUAGGUUGGUAAAUAACCUACCCGAGCUGUGGCUUUGUUUGCCAGGAGGCUCAGUUCUAGGGUUUACUCCUUGCAUCGUCGUUGUUUUCGCAUGCUCGGAUUGGGUGCCAAACAUCGUGUUCGCCAGAUUCAACGGACGAGAGUCGUCAAAGCACGGUGUUGCCUGCACCAUGGGUUACGAAGAGGGACGAUACAAUAAAGAGAGACCUCACGUUAUUAUAAAGGGAGGAUAAUCGACCACAAUCUCCAGACAUCCAUCAAUCACUCCCACAGUACUCUCUCGAUCAUAAAUACCACCAGCUCUCAAUCUCAACCGAACAAUUCUUCUACCUCAACCAACCAUCAAAACCUCAAUCACCAUCAAAAUGCAGUUCACCACCUUCAUCGCCGCCGCCGCCGCCGUCGCCUUCGGCGCUAACGCCAAUGUCAUUCCCCGCGACGACGCCCGUCUGGGCCAGUUCCGCGUCUUUGGCGCUGACGGAUGCUCCGACCUGAACUACGGCUUCUACACCGUCGACCAGUCCGACGCCAACACCUGCCACGAAUUCACCGGCGUCCCCGCCUCUCCUGGUGUCAAGUCUGUUGUCCUCGAGGGAAUGUACUACCCCGCCGCCAAUGGUUGCAACUUCUACAUCUACACCAACAACAUCUGCACAUCCGGCCGCCGCUCUCUAUCAGUCUCGUCCUGCAACGACGUUCCCCCGCCAAACGCCAACUGGGCUUCCUGGAAGAUGGACUGCUCUUCUGGCAGCGCCAACGGAAACUAGAGCGAUCGCGAUUGAAUGGGCUAGGGCGAAGGAUUUAAUGGAUAUGGGAUACGGGAUAUGGGCAUGGUAACAUAGCAUUGAACGGAGCAGAUUCAGGCAUUCAUUAUUGGCGGGAAAAGACGAUAUGAAAAUUUACCUAGACCUCUUUGGCAUUUACUUGCACACUUCUUAUAGUUCUUGUAACUAGUAUAUACACGAGUGCUCCCAUCAUUUGAGGCUAUUCACAGAAGCGCGAUGUUCGGACCUGUUGCGAUUUGCUUUUCUCUAUCUACCUACCUAGGC
This is a messenger RNA of Annulohypoxylon maeteangense, 1319 nucleotides long. RefSeq lists its product as uncharacterized. Bases 636 to 1037 code for a protein of 133 amino acids. Lineage: Eukaryota; Fungi; Ascomycota; Sordariomycetes; Xylariales; Hypoxylaceae. The transcript has 2 exons. The record is from RefSeq and is a predicted model, not a curated record.